Ramularia collo-cygni is the source of this 1185-nucleotide messenger RNA. RefSeq lists its product as uncharacterized. The transcript has a single exon. NCBI's taxonomy places the organism in Eukaryota, Fungi, Ascomycota, Dothideomycetes, Mycosphaerellales, Mycosphaerellaceae. The record is from RefSeq and is a predicted model, not a curated record. The coding region runs from base 1 to 1185 and encodes 394 amino acids. Gene Ontology annotation, cellular component: membrane; endomembrane system.
AUGGCAGAACUCCGCGAGCGCAAGCCAGCGCCCAAGCAGGCCCAAGCACCACUCCGAGACGAACACGAAAAGUCCAAAUCCAAGCCUUAUGAAGAACCCGAUCUGCAACCAAAUGUCUUUGUCAUGAUUGGCAUGAUCGCGGCAUUCUUUGCAGCCCUCGGGGGACUGGUAUACUACAAAAUCGACAAUCGGGAACAUGGUCCGUUUGCGAACUGGGUCAACACGAAUUAUCCAAUCAUCGAUCGAGCCUUGAACAGACAAAUCGGAACUUCGAAGCCGUACUUUGGAGCAUCCGCGCAGUCGACGGCAGAUGUGGUGUUGAAAUUGACCGAGGAAGAGCUCAAGGCAUACGACGGAACUGAUCCGGAGAAGCCCAUCUAUCUCGGCAUCAACGGGAUCAUCUUUGAUGUGUCUGCCUCGCCUGCAUUCUACGGCCCGGGAGGUCACUACAACCACUUUGUCGGGCAGGAUGCUACCCGAGCGUGGGUGACGGAAUGUUGGGAUGAGCCGGAGCAGUUCACAUGGCGUAUGGAUGAUGUAGAGGUCAUGUUCAAGCCGAAGUGGUUGGACGAGCAGCUGGAGAAUGUCGGCCGUGGGAUAUACGAGGAUGGCCUCGAAGAUAUUGGUGGUAUGCCUGAGGGAAUGGUCACCGAGAUGGCCAAGAAGGCUAUGGAGCGGUUUGGAACCGUCACCGAUAAAGAGAAGGCGAAGAGGAGAAAGCAGGACAAGGAGGUAGCCCUGGCCAAGACGAAGGAAACUUUGGAUCACUGGGUCAAAUUCUUCUCGGACAACCCCAAGUACAAGCAGGUCGGUGAGGUGAUUAGGGAUGAUAGUCGUCCGGCUCCACCAAAGCCAUGCGCCGCGGCGAUGAAGAAGCGGCCAAUGAACGGCGGCAAGCUUGACGCUAUGACGGGCAACAUUGGGGGCAACAUGUUUGGUGCUGGCGGGGCGGCCGCUGGUGGACCUGUAGGCGGGCCUCCUUCUGAUGCGAAGGCAAAAGGGGAGAUGCCAGAGUCGGUGAAGAAGAUGCUUGCGGACAAAGCAAAGGACGCCAAAAAGAAGGCCGAAGGAGUCGCUGGUGACGUGAAGGAGAAAGCCAAAGGGGUGGCUGAGGAUGUGAAAGAGACUGCCGAAGAUGUGAAGGAGAAGGUUGGUCUGGGAGAGGAGGACCACGAUGAGCUGUAG